AUGGAAAUGAGAGAACAUAUCCCUGGUUUUGCAUUUGAGUAUAAGGUUGACAACUCUGAAUUGCACUCACUCUUUUGGGCCGAUAAUGUAGCAAGGCGUAACUAUGAAGAAUUCAGCGACAUAAUGUCCUUUGAUGCAACGUAUCGGACAAACAGGUACAACAUGAUGUUUGUCCCUUUCACGGGAAUAGACAACCAUAACAAAUGCAUAAGAGAGGCAACUCCAAGUAUAGAAGAUGAAACUGAGAGAGACUUCAAGAGCAGGUUUGACAGUAUAGUUUGGAAUAUUCACAUGGAACCAAAAACUUUCGAGGAAAAAUGGGAGAAGUUGAUGAUUGAUUUUUCAUUACAAAAUGACAAUUGGUUCAAGUAUAUGAUUCAAAUCAGAUCAAAGUGGAUACCAGCUUACUUCAUUGACACUCCAAUGUGUGGCCUGAUGAGAACAAUAUCAAGGUCAAAACAAGAAAAGUUAGAUGCUGAAACAAUAAAGAAUACUCCAAUAUUUAACACAAAACUCAAAAUAGAAAUGCAUGCUUCAAAACUGUACACAAAAACAAAUUUUGAGAUGAUACAGAAGGAAAUAGAAGCUGGUCUAUAUGAUUGUUUAGUUGCCCAAAUGACUGCCGAAGAAGAGUGUCAAAUUUAUAUCAUUAAUGAGAUGUUAAAGAGGAAAGUGAAAGAGACUGGACAAAAUGUGAUUCAGUAUAAGGUAUUGCAUAACCUUGGGGAUGGUUCUGUUGUGUGUACCUAUAGACACUAUCUCCGUUUAGGUCUCCUUUGCCGACAUUGUUUCAGUGUUUUGAAGAACAAUAAUAUAGAUGAAAUACAAGCACAAUACAUUAUGAGGCGGUGGACAAAAGGCAUCAUACCACCUGAUUUGAGAUCUAGCAGAAACAGAUUUGACAAUGGAAAUGUUGGUACUCAAAAGAUGGUUGCUGAAGCAAGUUCAGUUUUUGAGGACUGCUUGCAUCUUGUUGUGAACGAUGAUGAAAAACUUAAAGAGUUUCUGGAAAGAGUCAAAUCGUUGAAGUCAAAAGUUGAGGCUGAUAUGGCAAACCAACCACCAAAGAAAAAAAAUGAAGUGAUAUCAAGAAUGAUGGGUGUUGAAAAACCAGAUCCAAACGACAUAAAAAAACCCUCCAGUUGGAGUGUAUAA
Messenger RNA from Erigeron canadensis, 1155 nucleotides. RefSeq names its product protein FAR1-RELATED SEQUENCE 5-like. Gene Ontology annotation, biological process: regulation of DNA-templated transcription. The record is from RefSeq and is a predicted model, not a curated record. The coding region runs from base 1 to 1155 and encodes 384 amino acids. Lineage: Eukaryota; Viridiplantae; Streptophyta; Magnoliopsida; Asterales; Asteraceae. The transcript is spliced from 5 exons.